Ectocarpus sp. CCAP 1310/34 is the source of this 1038-nucleotide messenger RNA. The record is from the annotation of a GenBank genome assembly. NCBI's taxonomy places the organism in Eukaryota, Phaeophyceae, Ectocarpales, Ectocarpaceae.
UAGGAGCAGGGAUCCACAGACGCCGAUUACCACCACCACGACCAUGGCUCCAGCUCUGCAGCAGCUGAUCCUCUUCCUCCUGUCAGGUGUCCUGCUCCCCCAAGAUGCCUGGUGCUUUUCUACCAGCAUCAGCAGCGGGCGUGCGAAUCCCCCCGCCUUUUCCGCGAGGAGCCAUGGCCGAGCCGCGAUGAUGAUGAUGGCGAAGGAGGGGGAUUUGGUGCGAGUGUCGCUACCGAAACCGCUAGGCAUCCAGCUGGAGGAAGUGGUCCCGGGGUCUCCGGGGGUGAGGGUUGCGGGCGUGGUGGAGGGGGGGACGGCCAAGGAGAGCGGCGAGAUCGGCGCAGACAUGGUCCUGUUGGAGAUCGGCGGGAAAGACAUCACGGGCGCGACGUUCGACCUCGUGAUGGACACCCUCGUCGCGGCGCCGGCGGGGGUACCCAUCGAUCUCGUCUUCCGCGACCCCUCCGCGGCGGCGCCGGCGGCGACAGAAGCACCUGAGGCGCCGACCCCGGCUGUGGCGAUGGGAGUUCCCUGCGAGCUCACGGUCGGAGGCGUUACUCUGGAGGCCAAGACGGGGGAUAACCUACGGAAGACGCUCCUCGCCGGGAAGGUGGAGGUGUACGACAUGGUCGGGAAGAUGACUAACUGCAAUGGAGGGGGUCAGUGCGGCACUUGCGUUGUGGAGAUUGUCGAAGCCGAAGGCUGGGAUCCGAGGAGCGAAUGGGAAGCUGGAAAGCUCAAGGGUCGACCGGAAUCCCAGCGGCUGUCCUGCCAGACGAUUAUUCAGGGGGACGCUACUAUCGUCACAAAGCCCCCGAAGAAGUAGGCAGACCACGGUUCCCCCAGAGGGCUUUGCUAGAUUUUUGUUUCCAUCCCAUACUACUUUGGACGCGGUUAAGAAUAUACCUUCCGGUACAAAUCUGGGCACACCAGCCGUGGUCACACAUGUGUACAACUGUACAAGUAGGCGCCGGCCGUGGUCUUUGGGACCAUGCUUGGCACAAAAGCUUUCGCCGCUGCACAGGCACGGAGGCCGGG